This is a messenger RNA of Synchiropus splendidus (mandarinfish), 2440 nucleotides long. RefSeq names its product protocadherin alpha-3-like. Gene Ontology annotation, molecular function: calcium ion binding. Gene Ontology annotation, cellular component: plasma membrane. The record is from RefSeq and is a predicted model, not a curated record. Gene Ontology annotation, biological process: homophilic cell-cell adhesion. The transcript has a single exon. Lineage: Eukaryota; Metazoa; Chordata; Actinopteri; Syngnathiformes; Callionymidae. The coding region runs from base 1 to 2427 and encodes 808 amino acids.
AUGGAACAAAGAAGCUGUUUGCUCGGCUGCGUGGUUGCUGCGCUGGUGUGGAGUGUGACCGCGGCGCAACUGAGAUAUUCCAUCUCCGAAGGGGUGAGCGAAGGGACGGCUGUUGGAAACAUAGCCAAAGACCUGGGGCUGGAUAGAAGCACGCUGAAAGAAAGGAAAUGUCGGAUUGUUUCGACCGGUGGGGAGCCGCUGUUUCAAGUGAAUCAGAGGGACGGCGUCCUGUAUGUGAGCCGGGAUAUCGACAGAGAGGAGGUGUGCGCGCAGAGCAGUGCGUGUUUGUUGAAUCUUAAAACGGUUCUCGAAAACCCUUUAGAGGUUCACUAUGUUGCAGUGGAAGUGAUGGAUGUCAAUGAUCACUCGCCAGUGUUUCCCGAGACGGAGAAGACAAUGGAAAUAUCCGAGUCUGUGUUGCCCGGAGCCCGUUUCCAGCUGAAACCUGCCCAUGAUCAUGACAACGGUCAAUUCUCUGUACAACAAUAUAAACUGAGUCACAACGAAAAUUUCCGUUUGGAAGUGAAGGACAAGCGAGGAGACGGUAAAAUCCCGAUAUUAGUUUUGCAUAAAGCUUUAGACAGAGAGGCAGCAGCGAGUCAUUCCUUGGUGUUAACUGCAGUCGAUGGAGGCAAACCCCCCAAAUCAGGAGAGAUGAGAAUUAAAGUUAAUGUUAUGGACAUAAAUGACAAUCCACCGAUUUUCUCUCAAGAUGUUUACUCUGUAUCUUUGAAUGAAAAUGCUCCACAGGGCACCACAGUUGUUCAAGUUAAUGCAACUGAUCUUGAUGAUGGUCAAAAUGGAGAAGUGGUUUAUUCAUUUGGUGACAGUGUGAGUAACAAAUUACUGUCUAUAUUUGACAUCAACAAAUUAACAGGGGAAGUAACCGUGGUUGGUAGUUUAGAUUAUGAGAAAAACGAGGAAUAUGAAAUAGAAAUUCAGGCAUCUGAUAAAGGAUCUGCUCCACUGACGUCUGAGAAAAGUGUCAUCAUCAAAAUAGUGGACGUUAAUGAUAACGCACCUGAGAUUGAAGUCACUUCGUUUUUCAGUUCGAUCAGUGAAGACUCCAAACCUGGCACCACUGUUGCUCUGGUCAGUGUGAAUGACCUGGACUCUGGUCUGAAUGGUAAAGUCGUCUGCUCCAUCACUGAUGAUGUUCCUUUUGCCUUAACACCAUCACUGCAGGAUAGAAUGUAUUCAUUAGUGACCAAAUCUCCCCUGAACCGAGAAGAAGAAUCAAAAUAUGACAUCAAACUUGUAGCAGUCGACUCUGGGAAGCCAGCGUUGUCUUCAGAGAAGAUGAUCAGUGUCAUCGUGUCGGAUGUUAAUGACAACAGACCUCAGUUUUCACAGAGUCCAUAUACUUUCUAUGUGAGUGAAGGAAACAAGCCAGGAGAGUUUGUGUUUUCAGUUCAGGCUUUUGAUCUUGAUGAAAAUGAUAAUUCAGUCAUUACUUAUCACAUAUCGAGAGAGAGAAACGACGAAAGCAAAGUGACUUCAUUUUUGAACAUCAACUCAGACAAUGGACACAUUUCUGCACUGAAAAGCUUUGACUUUGAGACGGUGAAGAGUUUCCAGUUCCAAGUUGUGGCCACAGAUUCUGGAAGUCCGUCACUGAGCAGCAACGUGACAGUGAACGUGUUCAUCCUGGAUCAGAACGACAACCCUCCAGUCAUCCUGUAUCCAGUCAACUCCAACGGUUCUGCUGAAGGUGUGGAGGAGAUUCCCCGCAAUGUGAACGCAGGACACUUGGUGACUAAAGUCAGAGCUUAUGACGCUGAUGUAGGUUACAACGGCUGGUUACUGUUUUCACUGCAGCAAGUUUCUGACCACAGCCUCUUUGGUUUGGACCGCUAUACGGGACAGAUCAGAACUCUCCGCUCGUUCACAGAGACAGACGAGGCGGAACAUAAACUGGUCAUACUGGUCAAAGACAAUGGGAACGUGUCUCUCUCAGCAACAGCUAUUGUGCUGGUCAAAGUUGUGGAGCCCAAAGAGGCUUUUGCUGCUUCUGAUGUGAAAAGCUCAGCAAAAGUGGAUGAAGACACGGAUGUGACUUUUUACCUGAUGAUCACUUUGGGCUCAGUUUCAGUCCUUUUCAUCAUCAGCAUCAUCGUGUUGAUCGCAAUGCAGUGCUCCAAAUCCACAGACUACACUUCUAAAUAUCUCCAAGAGACCAACUAUGAUGGAACUCUGUGCCACAGCAUCCAGUACAGAUCUGGAGACAAGCGCUACAUGCUAGUUGGACCCAGAAUGAGUAUUGGAUCUACUAUAGUUCCUGGCAGCCAUGCCAACACUCUGGUGCUGCCUGACAGGAGGAGGACCUCUGAAGAGGUAGGAUGGUGCUCUGAAUUUGCCUUGAUUAUGUCAUUUUUCCAAAGGCGCAUGUAUUCGCUGUCCUUGGUGCUUAAUUUGACUAUGGGCUAAUUUGAGGUGAUUU